CUCAGCUGAUCUUGCGACAGUUUUACGAAACGAACAUUCUCGUGCUGACUACCGUGGGGGCUGUGUCGAUGUGUUUACUGAGACGUCCGGAUCUACUUAGAACAAUAUGCUACCCAAACUGAAAUAUAGUUCGGAUGAUAUUAUGGGUUAUUUAUUAUGAUUCAGGGAUGCAAUACAUAUAAGUCAUAGGAUUUAUUUUAUAUAUUCUGUGUUUGUGUAUUUACUUUAAAGUCCUCAAAUGGACACAUACAGUAUUUCGUGUGAUAUACUUUUACCAAGCAAUAAAGAUUGGAGGAUGAAGAAUUACUUCAAAUUAGUGGAACAGCAACGAGAAAUGGAUGCAAAUCCGACGACGUGUGUGACGCCGGAGAGGAUGGAAGGAGAGCCCACUUCGUCGUCCCAACCACAGGCGAAGAAACCCCGUCGGUCUUCAUCCUCACUAGACUCGGGAUUGUCCCUGUCGUCGACCCUGUCUAUGGAGACCACAUGGACCGUGUCCGAUAUAGCCAAGGCUGCACAUCUGCUCACCGUCCUCCCGCGACCUCUCCGUUUCGAGGACGAAGAAGAAAUGAGACGUGUCUAUUCCAUCAUUUAUGACGUCUUCAGAUAUAAAUCUGUUUUGAACCAAGCCUUGAUACAGACAGCCUUCUUCCUCAAGUAUCCACAGUUCCAGAAGCAACCGUGUCUGGUGUCGCUACUGUUCUACGAUUUGUACAAAAGACGGUUUCUACCUCGCGAAAACCACGACGAGCCUCUGCGGGCUCAGUUAUUCGAAGAAGCAGGCCUUCAAGAAGCGGAAACGUGUUUGUGGGACGUAAGGGUUAAGCUGGCUGCUUCAUUAUCCAGGCUACGCAUAAAGAACAAGGCUCUUAGCCUUUCAAAACUUCUACCCCCACACCUCAGGGACUCCCAUGUGGCAGCCCUAGACGAACUUCCUGUCGCUGCCUGGAUCAACACCUUCAAGAUCGAUAUGGAUGAAGUCACACAUCUGCUGGAGAAGGCUGGUCUCAAGCGUCUGGAUUCAAAGGAGCUGAAACCCGACGCACUGAGCUACGUGCUUGAUGAUUGGUGCCCGAAAUUAAUUAAGUCUCAUCCCACUCAUCGGUCAGAUCUCGCGCAGUCAGCUCUUGUGAAAAGGAACCUCAUCGUGCUCCAGGACCGAGCGUUCUGCUUUGGGCCAGCUGUCAUGUGCAAGAUAGUGCAUGACCUGGAUCUCGCGGGAAGACUGGUCCAGACUCAUGUAGUUUCUCCCCGCACCACGGCGUAUCUUGCGAACAUCCUCUCCGACAACGAGAAGAUUAAGACUCUGAUUGCUUUCGGUGCAGGACAAAGGAAGGAAGAAUACGAUGCGUAUCUUCGGAUGUUGGGCGUGACUAAUACUGAGGUUCGCGCCGAGAGCUUCCUGGAUGUUCCAUCCGACAGUUGCCUUCUGGAGAGUGUUGUUGGGGUCCUGGCGACCCCACCCAACACGUACUCGGGGGUCAGAGACCCUGUGGAUCUGGCAUGCAGCCGGGGCGGAGACCUCUCGAUGCUGGAAGUGCUGACAGAGGUGGAAGAUUGGAGAAUGAAGAGGAUUGACGCGAUCCUGGAGGAAGAGCGUCAGACCUUGCGCCUCGCCAUGUCCAGACCUCAGAUACAGGCUGUGUUGUAUGAGACGCACUCAAUCGUGCCCGCAGAGAACAAUGAGAUGGUUAACCGAAUGGUUAAUGAGAUGAACCGCCGUGCGCACGAGAAACACGCGGAGGAGUUGGGCAAGACGGUCUUGGCCUCCCAGAAGGAGGAGGGAUUGGAAACAGCCGACGAGAACGUCGUGGCGCCUUCAGACAGCGUCGCUUCCAUUGAGAACAUUUAUAUGAGAGAGCCAGAGAGACCGAAAUUCACGGAAGCAGAUGUAACAGUACCGUCAUGUGACGUCUUUGAGAUUCGCUUCCUUCCUGGACUCUUUCUUCAGGAAGAUAUUCACGUCACUAUGGAAGAGGAGGGCUGCUACUUGGCUUAUCUGCGCAGAAAGGAGGUUGUGCGGCUCAACGCCAAGUAUAUGAUCAACAUAGCUGCGUCAAGGGGCCUGUUCGGGGGCGAAACUGGAGGUUCCAAGGAGGCCAAGAAGUCCCAGAGUGGACGGCCGCAGCGGAAGAAGCCGGAUCUGCAGCGUCAAACUUCCGGUACUCCAUUGUUAAUUAGACCCACAAGUCGACGAGUUGAAAUGGAACGUAUUGCAGCCCCAACACAAGCUUCCAUCUCUCGUCGGGCCACAGGCCCAGGGAAAAUCUCAUCAGGAAACUUCCAACAAGGGACUUGGUCCUCCACCAUUUGUCAACGUCAUCAAAAUCAUUUUCAGCAUGAAUUCACGCCAGUUGUAGGAAUCAAUCCCAAAAUGGUUGCUCAAAUAAGACGACAAGAUGCCAGAAAAUGGUGGCGAGAGGCAGCGAGACAUAUUAUCGUGUUUGGUUUCAAUUUUGAGCUUGAUCAAAAUUCAGUGGAUAGAUAUAUGAGACCUCGUUUGAAACUAUCUCGAACAAAACCAUAUUAUAAAGUACCAUUACGUGUUAAUGUUGCGUCAAUACAAUUCGAUGACCCUAAUAAAUUUUUGUAAUCUCUAA
Messenger RNA from Cryptotermes secundus, 2600 nucleotides. RefSeq names its product putative methyltransferase NSUN7. Lineage: Eukaryota; Metazoa; Arthropoda; Insecta; Blattodea; Kalotermitidae. The transcript has 10 exons. The record is from RefSeq and is a predicted model, not a curated record. Bases 239 to 2593 code for a protein of 784 amino acids.